This is a messenger RNA of Symsagittifera roscoffensis, 2824 nucleotides long. Its product is annotated as synaptic vesicle 2-related protein-like. Bases 746 to 2620 code for a protein of 624 amino acids. NCBI's taxonomy places the organism in Eukaryota, Metazoa, Xenacoelomorpha, Acoela, Convolutidae. The transcript has 9 exons. Gene Ontology annotation, molecular function: transmembrane transporter activity. The record is from RefSeq and is a predicted model, not a curated record. Gene Ontology annotation, cellular component: membrane. Gene Ontology annotation, biological process: transmembrane transport.
UAAUUAACAAACUUAAGCAAGUUUUAUGAGAAGAUUUGGAAAUUGAAAAUUAUUCACAAUUUUUUGAACACGAAAAAUUUUUUUCGACUGAAUGAAUGUGAAAAUGGCGUGAAUGAAGUCGAAAAUGGAUAAAUAUUUAAUACCCGUUUACCCUUUUAUAUACCCUAUACACCAAUAGGGCGAUCACACAAGCAGGCAAUGCUCAGGCCCAUUUUGUUGCUCCCAAGGCAAUUUUUCCUCCCAAAUACUCAGCCUCCAAUUUCCCCGAAGAAUUACCCCUUCACCUCUUAACUCGUGUUAAAUUCUACCGCUUUGUGGUUUUUCCUGGUUUGGAUUGAAAAUAUUCCUCCCUAAAUUUGCCUAAUAUAAAUUGACGCAGCCUCAGUCAUUGAAAAAUUUCACUUAUCAAACUCCCUUUUCAGCCUCAAUUUAUUUCAGGCAUUGUUUUAAUAAAACCCCGACUAAACUAAAUUUACCCCAAAAUGCGAUAACAGCGCCCAAUUCUAAGCUGCUAUCUGGUGAAUCAAGUAUAGUAUCAGUAUUAAAAAAAAACUUAUCAAUCAAAACUUGUUUCCUUCUAAUGAAUACCUCGCCGCAUUAGUUGGUUGCAUAAUUUAUUUAUUUUUAGUUUGAAACGAAGAUCAGGAGAAGAGCAUUUUUGUUGGACUUUUUUUCCUCCUCAUCAGAUUUAAUGGAAAUUACCUUUCGCAGAAGUCUGCACAAGGAACUGCAAUAAUAACAGUUUAUGAGCAAAAUGGCAGCGCAGCAGGCGAAGAAUUUGUUCAACCGCCUGUCCCGCGUGAACUACUCGGAGUUCCAAAAUCCAGACUCGACAACUUCAGACAGGACUCCGCUCUAUCAGGAGCAGGAGGAAGAGGAUUUCGGACCACCACUCGGCGACAACAACAGCAACACCACCAACUACUCAAAGAGUGCCUCUGCUCCGAAUCCAGCUUCAAAUCAAUUUCACGACCACCCUGGAUCAAAUCAGUCGAGUGGGGGAGUAGGAAGAGGAGGAGGCUACGGAACCCAGCUAUCCAUGCCUGGAGGGGGGUUCCUGAGAUCAAACCAACAGACCCCCAUGAACUACAGCACUAUAGCCAAUGGACAAGUGGGGGGAGAUGGAAUUGCAGGGGAGGGGGUAGGAGGGGGAGUUCCGAUGCAGCAGACUCAUAACUACAGUCCAGGAGUCGCUAUCCCGACGUUGACAGUAGACGAUGUCGUCGAGGACCUGGGGUUUGGAAUGUACCAGGUUAAAAUCGUGGCUCUCGCCGGCUUGGCCUGGAUGGCCGAGUCCAUGAUGGUGAACGUGCUCGGAGUUCUCGGACCCGAGAUCUACUGCAAGUGGCAGUUGUCGGCCGACGCCGAGGCCGCCAUCGCUAUCUCUGGCUUCCUCGGACUCAUGCUCGGCUGUGUGUUCUUCGGAGUCGUGUUCGAUCGGUUCGGGCGGCGCUUCGGAAUGCUAUUGUCAGUCGGGUGGUCGGCGGUGUUCUGUUUGAUCACAGCUUUUUCUACUCGCUACGUGUUUCUGUUGAUCAAUGUGUUCUUGAUGAACUUCGGAGCUGGAGCCAGCAGUUUGGCAGCUGUUUAUUCCACCGAGUUCAUUCCAGUUAAGAUGAGGUCGACAGCCAUCUGCAUCAUGAACUUCUUCUGGGCAGGGGGCGCGUCCUUGACCUCCCUUGUAGCUCUCAUUUUCCUCGGGUCCAGUCGAACGGGCGAGCGAGCCAUAGAGAUGACUGACAGCUCCGGGUGGCGAUGUCUAGUCGCAUCCUGUUCAAUUCCCCUAUUUUUAUUCGUACUUCUGGGCUACAAGUACCUACCGGAGUCGCCCAGGUUUUCGAUCACUCGUGGUAACCCGAUUGAAGCGUCGAUAGUGCUCAAGAAGUUUGCAGAUGAGAACAAGAGAAAUUGUCCGGUUGGGAACUUAGCUGCUGAUCAAGUCUCAUCACAAGGUAGUCUCAGAAGUCUGAUCAACUCUUACACGUGGAGGAAGACGACCCUGAGUAUCUGCACGAUAGUUUUUGUGGUCAGAUUCUGCUACUAUGGCACUAUCCUGCAAACGACAGAGAUAUUCCAGGAGCAGGAUGUGGGCUCCUUCUGCGAUCUACAGGGUGCACUAGGCGUAUACAGGUGCAAAUCGAUGUGCAAGCGACUGCACUCUCACGACUACGUAGACUUACUCUUGACAACUCUGGCCGAGUUCCCCGGUCUAGUGGUGACCUACUUCAUAGUGGACAAGUACGGCAGGAGACUCAGUCUAGCAGCUGUAUUGGGGGGCAUGUCAAUCGGCUACAGCAUUCUCUUCAUCUGCCCCGGAAGGACAGUCACCGACGCCGCUUUCUUCAUAGCGCGCGCACUCGCCAUCUCAUCAUUUAACACUAUCGUCUUGUACGGGGCCGAAAUUUAUCCGACCAAUAUGCGGGCCACAGGUCUCGGCUUCUGUAGUUUUGUGGGCGGAAGUGGCAUGCUGUUGGUGCCAGUAGUGACAGAGAUUAUAUCGAAGACCUCCUCUCGUCUCGCAACCACCAUCUUCGUCGGUCUCGCCUCUCUCGGCGCUUUUACCGCACUCUCCCUCCCCAUAGAGACCUCGGGACUCAAAUUAGGACAACUCAAUUUGUAGCUGCCACAAGACAGAGAAAAGAAAAAUUUAUCUUUCAAAAUCUCCGUAACCCGAAAAGCAUAAUGGUUUACCAUACAAACAUUAUGUAUCAAAUCUAGUUUUUUUGGGCCGAGAUUUUGAAGCAGAUACAAAAAAAAAAACAUUUUUAUUGAGUUGAACUGAAUUUAAAAAUACUGAAAAAGGAUGAAAAUGCAGAUAAUUUAA